UCACUUUUAAAUUGUCACGUCGUUGUAUAAAGAGUGAAUUUGGUAUGUAAUAAGACAUUUUCGACAAUCUAAAUAUAGUGCAGACGACAAAAUUUGUCAAGCAAUGGAUCAAGACAAGAUAGAUAUAGAUGGGUUGGUGAAAGCAAGUCACGAAGCCAGAAGAAUGGCUUAUUCCCCAUACACCAAGUUCCAUGUUGGAGCGGCGCUUCUGUGCGAAGAUGGUACUGUUAUAAAAGGUUGUAAUGUAGAAAACGUAUCUCAUGGUUUAACUAUUUGUGCGGAGAGAACAGCUAUUGUCAAAGCUGUGUCACAGGGACACAGAAAGUUUCUAGCCAUUGCCGUUGCAAGUGAUAUGUUGAACUCAUUUAUCACGCCAUGUGGUGCUUGCCGACAGUUUAUGAUAGAGUUUGGUUCAAAUUGGGACGUUUUUAUGACAAAGCCAGAUUUCACAUACACGAGAUUGAAAGCAGGGGAGCUUUUACAAUUUAGCAAGUGUACUUAUACUGUACAAGCAGACUGAAAACAGAUCACAAAUUAUUUGUAUUGUUUCUAGUGCAUUUAUCUCAAUUAACUGAGGCUUAUAAUC
Molecule: messenger RNA, 586 nt
Organism: Ruditapes philippinarum (Manila clam)
Lineage: Eukaryota; Metazoa; Mollusca; Bivalvia; Venerida; Veneridae
Product: cytidine deaminase-like
Exons: 5
Coding region: 104-520 (138 amino acids)
Cellular component (GO): cytosol
Molecular function (GO): zinc ion binding; cytidine deaminase activity
Source: RefSeq, a predicted model, not a curated record